This is a messenger RNA of Neurospora hispaniola, 1887 nucleotides long. RefSeq lists its product as uncharacterized. The transcript is spliced from 2 exons. NCBI's taxonomy places the organism in Eukaryota, Fungi, Ascomycota, Sordariomycetes, Sordariales, Sordariaceae. Bases 469 to 1809 code for a protein of 446 amino acids. The record is from RefSeq and is a predicted model, not a curated record. Gene Ontology annotation, molecular function: iron ion binding; monooxygenase activity; oxidoreductase activity, acting on paired donors, with incorporation or reduction of molecular oxygen.
GCGACCACUCUCUCACUAGCCGUUUGUUCGCCCAUAAUCAUCCUCGGAGCAAUCAGCUUUUGGGAUCCCAGAGGCAUGCCUCUGCGUUGACUGCCUCCAUGUGGAUGGAGAUAAGCUCCCAAAUCUCCCCCACACAUGGCUGUUGGGCAUGAAAGGACCACGAUGUCUCCUGGUCAGCCUCAGAAUCAAACGGACGGCCGGGCCUCAAGCGGCAAGUAACCCUUCUCCUGCAACGGAGAGUAUGUCGAGAACCGCGUACUUCGUUUCUUCAUGGCGCGGAAUGGAAGACGGCCGAAGGAAAAGAGAGGGUGAAAUGUUGUGAAAGAUGAGACGAUGAAUGGGUAUAUUAACCUCGAUCCCCUUCUUGGAUGUCCAGUUUAUUCUUGCCAGUAAAGCACUUUGGCCUUGCCAAGGAGAUACUAUUCGCACAGCCUCUCGAUCUCUCAUUCUGCGACAACCACAGCCAAAAUGCUGAUAGCCCUUCUCGCCCUUUUCUCCCUCCUCAUAGCCUACGUGCUCCACCAUGUCCUCUCCCACCAAACUCUCUUGUUGCAACGAAUCUUCGCCCAAACCAUCUACAAUACCCUCCAGCUCGCCCGUCUUAUUGGUCCUCUCGACCCUUAUGACCCCCUGGCUGUCCCCGACCCAAUUCCCGACUCAAACUCCGCCUCAAAAAUAUCUGAAGCCGAAGCACUAGCCGCUCAGCGCAUCGACUACGCCCGCUCCAUUGUUGACUUCUCAUAUGCCGGACCCAAGGUAGAGUUGGAAGACCGCCUUCGUCUCCGCGCCCUAGCCAAUUCCCGUCUGGUUGCGGCAUUUGGGAUCAACACGUCGCUUACCAGUUCGUCGGUCUCUGUCCACAAGAAGUUCCGCAAAUUGGCCAGUGCAUCGAUCAACAAGAGCAGAGCUGAUUGGCAGAAGCUUUAUGGAGUUUGCAUGGAUUUCCUUCAGUGUGAAAAAGCGCGGUAUGGAAGGACUGGCAUUGGCUUGGCCGAGUGUGUCCGAUGUCUCUGCUUUGUUGUCGUCUUGGUUUCGCAGUUUGGGGCGGACGACAAGAAGGUUGAUAAGAACUUGGUGAAGCGAAUAACUGAUGAAAUCAAUGCGCAGUGGUUGAAGAGCAAGGAAGAUGGCGGGGCGGUAAAGACCUCUGACUCUUUAAACCAUGAUUUGGGUAUGCUCUUUGGCACCCUGAAGACGUCAGUCGCUGAAGAGAACGGUACGGGAAAAGAUACUUCUAUCGACCCAAGUGAAGCACUUGGGUUAAUCAUGCCACAAUACGAGACACUGUGGCGGGUUGUCCUGCUUACCUACGUCACUGCGUAUUAUACGCAGUUUGAUAAGCGGAGUUUGAAGAAGAGAGUCAAAGACAUUCCAUAUUGUUUGGGAAACGCUGACUUGCCUAUGUUCCAGGAGGGCCUUCGUCUAUAUCCGUCCAACAACAGCAUCUAUCGUGCCGCCACUGGCCCUGGACCUCUAAAAUCAGCAGACGUUCAAGCAUGCCAUCGUGACUUCAAUGUUUGGGGUCGUGACGCUCUUGAGUUCCGACCAGAGCGGUUUGACAAUCUCACACCUCUCCAGGAAAAAGCCUACUUCCCUUUCUCUCUGGGCUCCCACAAAUGCCCGGCUUUUGGGGGCUUCGGAAACAGGAUGGUCACUAUGCUCGUGGUCUCCAUGGGGAGGGCUCUUUCUCCGGAGGCAGGAAAACUGAACUUUAAAGACGCACAACUAGACAACCACGUUGGAAUCAAUUUGCCGACCGGGCGGGAUGAAAUGGAAAAUUGGUCCUGGGAUAUGGUUCGUCUUCAGUGAAGCUCGCAAGCGACACAACAGAGUUGGGAGUUCUGAGUGUGAGUUAGCAAUGCACCCUGAAAAACACCAGCGUCGGGC